This is a messenger RNA of Physcomitrium patens, 2369 nucleotides long. Its product is annotated as protein NRT1/ PTR FAMILY 8.1. Gene Ontology annotation, cellular component: membrane. NCBI's taxonomy places the organism in Eukaryota, Viridiplantae, Streptophyta, Bryopsida, Funariales, Funariaceae. Gene Ontology annotation, molecular function: transmembrane transporter activity. Gene Ontology annotation, biological process: transmembrane transport. The record is from RefSeq and is a predicted model, not a curated record.
CACACGCACAGCCUCGCUCCAGAAUAGACAGACGUGGGGCCGAUUUCUACAAAAGACAGCACCCGGCAACCAUCAGCCCUCCUCCGAGUUCGCUGCAGUUGUGUGUGCACGAUUGUAGCUCAAGGCGACGAGGGGUUUGCCAUUUUUGUGCUAGAAAACACACACACCUCCUGUCGCACCCGACCUCAUUGUGAAGCUCACUCGCUGCUUCACAUGUCGAACUUGCAUGGGUCUGUAGCCUGUCCAAAUUUGUAGGCACCAGAGGGAUUGCUGAAGAAAUGGCGGAUGAGGAGGGGAGAGAUGGAACUGAUGUAACAUCUUCAAGCUGGCGUAAAGAUGAAGAGUAUACCAAAGAUGGAACUGUGGAUUUCCGAGGACGACAAGCCGUCAAGGCGAGGACUGGAGGGUGGAGGACAUCAUGGUUCAUAUACUCGAAUCAGGUGUUCGUAAAUCUUGCCUGGUAUGGGUGCUCCACCAACCUGGUCACGUACCUCACGUCUGUGAUGCACCAGAGCAACUCUGCAGCAGCAACAAAUGUGAGCAACUGGAAUGGAGCUGGCUACGUUACUCCCCUUAUUGGAGCAUUUCUGGCGGACGGCUACUGGGGCCGAUACUGGGCUGCCGUUGUCUGCUGCCUUAUUUAUAUCAUUGGCAUGAUCUUCCUUACAUUUUCGGCUUCUUUAAGAUCGUUAAGACCCCAGCAAUGCUCCACUGAAGAUGUGUUGUGCACCCACUCAUCUCUUGGGCAGGCAGCCUUCUUGUUCUUCGCAUUGUAUGUGAUUGAUGUUGGAGCAGGGGGUGUCCAAGCUACGGUGACAUCCUUUGGAGCUGAUCAAUUCGACGAAGAAGAUUCCAAGGAAAAAACACAGAAAACCUCCUUUUUCAAUUGGUUCUAUCAGUCUACCAUCUUAGGAGGGCUUUUAGCAGCGACCUUUUUUGUGUACAUCCAAGACAAUGUUAGCUGGGGUUUGGGGUUCGGAGCUUCACUAAUCGCUGUUAUCAUUGGUACCAUCUCCUUUAUAGCGGGAACUCCAUUCUACCGACACCAUCCACCAGGUGGUAACCCGCUUACUAGAAUCGGACAAGUGAUUGUUGCGUCAGCUAGAAAAUGGCACCACAAAAUUCCGGUUGGCAGCGAACUCUACGAGGUUAGAGAAGUAACGAACUCUGUCAUUCAAGGAGGCCGUAAAAUACGACACACAAAAGAGUUCAGGUUUCUUGACAAAGCAGCCGUGGAGAUGCAGGGGGACAGGAUCAAUGAGAGCCAUGUGGACCCCUGGAGGCUUUGCACCAUUACCCAAGUUGAGGAGGUUAAAGUUGUCUUGCGGAUGAUUCCCAUUAUGAUCACUAGCGCUAUGUUCUCCACCGUGUACAAUCAGUUGUACACACUCUUCAUCAUCCAAGGAUCAUCUAUGGAUCUGCGAAUGGGCAACUUCAAGAUUCCUCCUGCAUCUCUUUCUGUAUUUGAGCUCUUAAGCGUUACUGUUUGGGUACAAGUUUAUGACUUUGUUUUGAUACGAUUUGUCUCUAAAUUCACUAAAAAUCCUCGGGGCUUCACAGAGCUUCAACGCAUAGGAAUUGGGCUCUUCAUCUCAAUCUUCGGCAUGAUAGCAGCCGCUCUACUUGAAAUUGAACGUUUGAAGGUGGCGCGUCAUCACGGGCUCUUGGACAACCCUGAAGUUCCGGUACCGCUCAGUGUCUUCUGGCAGGUCCCCCAGUUUUCCUUGGUGGGAGCUUCUGAAGUGUUUGGCUAUAUAGGCAUAUUCGAGUUCUUCUACGGCGAAUCUCCAGAUGCCAUGCGAGGACUGGGCAGUGCUUUUGCUUUGCUGACAAUUGCUUUAGGGAGCUUCCUGAGCAGUGUGCUGCUAACCAUUGUCACUCGCAUCACGACGAGGAAUGGUGCUCCGGGAUGGGUUGCAGAUAACAUCAACAGGGGCCACAUCGAUUAUUUUUUCUGGCUGCUGGCGGGGAUGAGCGCUAUGAAUCUUGUGCUCUUUGUGCUGUGCUCCAGAUGGUACAAAACAAUCCGGACAUGGCGUCCAACGGUCCAAGGCAACUAAAUUGCCUUUUUUCAUUUUAUUUUUGACUGCUGAGAAUCUCAUUGUGUUUCUACUUCAUAGCUGCAUCGGUCAUUGGUGGCUUUACAAUACUGCUAUAAAUCCAAGACUUUCUCUCUUCGCUGUUUUAGCAGUUCGAAGUAAAGGAGCUUUGAGGAAGGUGAAGCAGCCUAGUUUUCCAGGAAGGUGAAGAUUAUUUCUGCAAAAGAUACUGAUUUCAGCCACCUGCAGAACAUUUGACUCAUGCUUGAAUGCCCAACUUGUUUUUGUUAUGACCCUUCGCCUUCUUAGCAUUUGGAACUAUUCUUUUUA